Sugiyamaella lignohabitans is the source of this 987-nucleotide messenger RNA. Its product is annotated as putative ribonuclease H1. The coding region runs from base 1 to 987 and encodes 328 amino acids. NCBI's taxonomy places the organism in Eukaryota, Fungi, Ascomycota, Dipodascomycetes, Dipodascales, Trichomonascaceae. The record is from RefSeq and is a predicted model, not a curated record. Gene Ontology annotation, molecular function: nucleic acid binding. The transcript has a single exon.
AUGCCUAGUCAAUCCCAGAAGUAUGCCAGCUGUUGGGCUGGUCUCAGAAAUGUAUCUGGGUCCAAUAUUGAUAAUAGAAUAAAAUGGCUUGAUAGACUUGACAGCUUUCGGCUGUUCAGUCAAGUUUGUGAAGACGACUCUGUCUCAAGCGAUGAUGAUGGGACAGACGACGGUUACUUCUCGAGAGAUGAAGAAGACUAUAGCGAUAAUGACAGCUUUAGCGAUGAUGACAACUUGGGUUAUGAGGACAGCGGAGAUUUAUUCGGCUAUUCCACUUCUCGCAUAAAGAUAUACGCUGUAAAACGGGGCCGCGAGAAGGGAAUCUUUAGUGAGCUCCAAACAGCCCUCGAUGCGACAUAUCGGUUUUCACAUUGUGCUAUGAAAAGUUUUACCAAUUUCCAGGCCGCAUGCGACUAUAUGAAAUAUCGCUAUUAUGCUGUUCAGAAGGGACAUGUUAAAGGAAUCUUCCGAUUGUGGGCUAAUGCUGUGGAGGCAUCAGCAAUGUAUCCGGGCUCGCGGAUGAAAUCAUUUAAAUCACUAAAACUGGCAAAGCUCUUCUUGGCCCUCACCGACAAGUCAUCUGUCGUUUUCACUGAUGGAACUAUUGUGGAUGGUCCAGAUAGGGGUCCCUGGUAUGGAAUCUUUUAUGGGCCUGAACAUCCUGAAAAUGAGUUCAGGCGACAGCCUGGUAAAAUUCAAACUGUUGAGCGAGCCAAAAUAAAAGCAAUCAGCAGAGUCCUCACAAAAACUCUCAUGUGCGGCCAAAAGUAUCAGCAAAUACAUUCGUCUUGUAAGUCUACUGUUGAUGCAUUAACUAGCAAUGAGUCUCCACUACCAAAUCGUGACCUCAUUUUGAAUUGUAAAGUUAAGUUGAAGGAUCUUGCUGCAAUAGGAGUCCGGUUACAAAUUAUAGGAGAUCAGAACAAAGACAAAAUUGAUGAGUACCGAGAGGUUCGCGAAUUGAUAAACAAAGCUGCCAGGCAAUAA